Molecule: messenger RNA, 1330 nt
Organism: Cucurbitaria berberidis CBS 394.84
Lineage: Eukaryota; Fungi; Ascomycota; Dothideomycetes; Pleosporales; Cucurbitariaceae
Exons: 2
Coding region: 36-1064 (342 amino acids)
Source: RefSeq, a predicted model, not a curated record
UGCAGAUCGGGCGCGCGCCGGGCGAUGGAUACCGUAUGGCGGGGCGCCAGGUACCAGCGACCUAUGACGUGGUUGCACGUCGAUCCAGGUCGCACUUCCCUUUCACCUUGUCAACGCACGCAGAUCCACUCGCCUCGUCAAUCAAUGUGUUGUUACCAUGGCUAGCUUCCAACAGCUCCAUCCGCAAACACUGUCCAACCUCCCCUCUUGACAUUGUUCAUCACUCCAACAUUCAUCACCAGCACCAUCACCAUCAACAACCCGAAACCUGCACUACUCGUUUAAAAGCAUCCAUUAUGGCGAAUUACGUCGACGCAAGCACCCAGACCAUUUGGGCAGGACUGGCGAAGCGUGAACUCGUUCGUCCUGACAUCCUCUUCACUGCACCAGACACCACUACUCCACCCGACGAGAUGAUAACAGACAAGGCCCAGACGCUCGAUAGAAUCCCCUCCAUCACAGAUGCAUCCGUCGCAUCCACGCUGCUCGAGAGGCGCACGAACCGUCCGGGUCUCGUCGCUCGCAUCUCUCUACCCUCCUCAGAACUCGAUGACGAGAUUCUCCCAUCACCACCCCCAACUCAAGCCAACCUCUCGCCUGUCCCUGCUGCCAACAAGCUCCACGCCGGCCACACUCCCUUGAUCCCGCGCGCCUUGUCUCCCGUUCUAGGAGACAGCGAACUACUAGUAGAGGUGCAGCCAUUCGUGGAAGAGCGAGUAGCUACGCCAGAGCACGAUCAGGGCUUGAAAGGGCCGCUUGUCCUACCCACCAACCCAGUGGAUGGCGCCGACGACCACAUAGCAUUGGACGCGUUGGAUGACGAACUGGCCAAGAUUGCGAAAGAGCAAAAGAGGUUUAGCAAGCUUCGGGAUGCACCAGAGCCGACUCCAGCAGAGACUACCGCGGACACAUUGCCACUCAGCCGAAAGGUAUCCGCAGAUUCCCGCCAGUCGUCAGAGGACGUCGUGGUUGUUGACGGUGUGAGACUCAAGAACCCACCGCUGAAUUUCGGCAUGCCUCUUGGCCAGGCGCCCCGAAGACGGAGUGAAGCUGAAGGGAGCUAGUAGCUUCGGGACAUCUCUGGGGAGGCACGGUCGAUCACGGCCGCAAGAAGGAUUCUGCGUAUUCUACUACAGCAUUUGCAUGGGAGCCCCGAGAGCGAUUGGGUUAUUAAAGGCGUUUGGGUAACGAGAAUGAAUGCUAGAUUUGGAGGAAAGCGAUACCCAGGAACAAGCCCUGUAAGGCCAUUGUAGGUAUUCAUGCUACCGGCUAUAGAUUACCAGCCCAGCAGUAGUAAAGAUAAAAGAAUAUCACAUGAACCCUUAAGCAG